This is a messenger RNA of Prorocentrum cordatum, 858 nucleotides long. The record is from the annotation of a GenBank genome assembly. Lineage: Eukaryota; Dinophyceae; Prorocentrales; Prorocentraceae.
UUCCUCGCCCCUUCUGCGCGACCGCAGCCGUUUUUUGGCCGAGGAGCCCGCGCAGAGGCCCCUCCUCGCCUGGUGGAGGCGCCCCCGCCCCCCCCCCCCCGGGCAGUCCUGCCUCCCCCCCUCCGUGCCGGAGCUGCGCCGCCAUGCCGGCGGACGGGCCUGCGGAGGCGGCGGGCUGCGCUGCUGGCGGGCACGCGGACAACGUGGCCCUGGUUGCGGAGGCGGCUGCCGUUGAGGUGGACUCGCUGCUGCCCGGCGGCGGCGUGGCCGGCGCCGCGCUCGCCGCGGCCUGGCGCGCACGCCCAGGCCGCCUGGCCAUCGUGCCCGGGGCGCUGCUCGCGGCCGGCGCCGUGGCGGGGGCGCUGCGCGGCCAGGCGUCCACCACCAGGGGGAGCGGCUCCGAAGGAGACGUCGUUCAGCUUCUGCACGAGAAGACGACCGCUUUGGCGCACGACGACGACAUCGACAGCGCAGACCCGUGUAAGAACCGUACGCUCAUGGUUAAGCUUCACGAUGCGCUGGAGGACUUCAAAGAUGUCUAUUCCAAAUUCGCUGAUGCGAAUGCGACAGGGGACUUCGCCGCCUGGGACCCUUGCAAGGUGUCAAAGGUGGCGGCGAUCAAGACGGCCAAGAUGAUGAACCAGUCUGCGCACUGGAAGAGGCACAGCGCGGCCAAGGGGAGCCGCCGCCGCAACAGCACCGCCCCGAAGGGCUCGAGGGGCAGCGCCGAGGAGGCCCCGGCGAAGGGGAGCGCCAGGGCCCCAGCGGGCCCGGCAGAGGGCGGCGGCGCCAACCGCAGCCGCGUGAAGGCCGCCGAGGAGGGGAGCUGCUCAGGGCCGUCCCAGGACCGCAGGAAGA